AUGCGCACCCACCCUGCCCCGCUCCCUAAUUAAAGGCUUUGGAGCAGGGCCGCCCGCAGCUCUGGGCACACACUCUGGGUCGCUGCUCGGCAGGAGCAGAUCGGGGUACGUCGUGGGUAGUGGGGGGGUCCCGGGCGGGCGGGCAGCCCCCCGCGCGGCAGCGAUGAGCGGCUCCUUCGACAAGAAGCUCUCCAGCAUCCUCACCGACCUGUCGGGCUCGCUCAGCUGCCAUGCCUCCUCCAAGGACUCCCCGACGCUGCCCGAGUCCUCCGUCACCGACCUGGGCUACUACAGCGGCCAGCACGACUACUACCCGGGCCAGUCCUACGGGCAGCCCGUCGCCCAUUACCCCUACCCCCAAUUCAACCUCAACGCCAUCGGCGCCGGCGGCACCUACUCGCCCAAAUCCGACUAUUCCUACAGCCCGUCCUACCGCCAGUACGGCCACUUCAGGGACCAGCAGCUCCCGGCGCAGGAUGCGGUGUCGGUGAAGGAGGAGCCGGAGCCCGAGGUGCGGAUGGUCAACGGGAAACCCAAGAAGAUCCGCAAACCCCGCACCAUCUACUCCAGUUACCAACUGGCCGCCCUGCAGCGCCGCUUCCAGAAAGCCCAGUACCUGGCGCUGCCCGAGCGCGCCGAGCUGGCGGCCCAGCUGGGGCUCACCCAGACCCAGGUGAAGAUCUGGUUCCAGAACCGCCGCUCCAAGUUCAAGAAGCUCUACAAGAACGGCGAGGUGCCGCUGGAGCACAGCCCCAACAACAGCGACUCCAUGGCUUGCAACUCCCCGCCAUCUCCCGCCGUCUGGGACAGUGCCACGCACGGCAGCGCGCCGGGCCGGACCCCGCUCCCGCAGCCGCUGCCCUACAGCCCCUCGCCCGCUUUCCUGGAGGAGCACAGCCCCUGGUACCACCCGCAGAGCCUCGCCGCCCCCCACGCCCCCCACCAGCCGCCCACCGCCAUGCACCACACCUCGCCGGGGCCGCCCCCCAACCCGGGCGCCGUCUACUAACCGUGGGGACAGAGACAGUGCAGAACUCCUGCUCCUCCCUUUCUUCCCCCCCCGCCCCCCCGCUCCCCCAGUUAUUAUUAUUAUUUUUUAAAGUGUUCCAGGAUACUCGUGUACACACACCCCUAUCUAUCCACUUCUAUAUCCCCUCCUCUCCCAGCUCAUCUCAGGAACAACAGGACUGCAAAGGGUUAAACUCGUGAGCUCUGCGCCCAGGGGACACUGACACCCCCCAACAACUGCAUGUCCCCCCUGCCCCACCGGCUGUGUCCCCACAGGAGAGACAUUUGGGCGACCGUCACCCCAUGUUGGGGUCCCCAUGGAGCCCGUGGGACGCCGCGUGGGAUGGAGACACGGGGACCAAAGCCAGGAGCAGGGUGCCAUCCCCACCCGGAGCAGGGGACACCCCUCACCCUCGUGGCACCCAAAAUCCAGCGCCAUGCAGGGACCAAGAGCGGUCUGCAAACUGUGGGUACUCCAUGGGGUGUGGGUUCUCCGUGGGGUGUGGGUGCCCCAUAGGGCUGUGAGUGUUCCGUGGGGCCAUGGCCUCUCCAUGGGGCUUUGGGUGCUCCAUGGGGCCAUGGCUUCUCCAUGGGGCUGUGGGUUCUCCAUGGGUUCUCCAUGGUGCAAUGGGUUCUUCAUGAAGCUGUAGGUGCUCCGUGGGACCAUGGGUGCUCCAUGGCUUCUCCAUGAGUUCUCCAUGGGGCUGUGGGUUCUCCAUGGGUUCUCCAUGGGGCUGUGGGUGCUCCA
Numida meleagris (helmeted guineafowl) is the source of this 1756-nucleotide messenger RNA. RefSeq names its product distal-less homeobox 3 (gene DLX3). The record is from RefSeq and is a predicted model, not a curated record. The transcript is spliced from 3 exons. Gene Ontology annotation, molecular function: DNA-binding transcription factor activity, RNA polymerase II-specific; RNA polymerase II cis-regulatory region sequence-specific DNA binding. Gene Ontology annotation, biological process: epithelial cell differentiation; embryo development; regulation of transcription by RNA polymerase II. The coding region runs from base 164 to 1009 and encodes 281 amino acids. Lineage: Eukaryota; Metazoa; Chordata; Aves; Galliformes; Numididae.